UAUGUUGCUGCGGGCGUCGGGAUGGCUUUUGAGCUGUCGUCGACGAGCUUUGCCACCACGCCCUCUCUCUGACUUUGACGUCGACGCAAACACCGGCUUCAUGCCUCGACGCCCGCUCCCGAAAUUACGAGGUAAAUUCGACCUGUGGGAGGCCGCACUUCGCAGCGCAACGGAGACGCUCGUCCUCGGCUCGGAUGAGAGUGAAGAAGCUGCACAGAAGCACCCGCAGGGAAGCAGGUGGAGGAAGGAGUUUUCUCAGCUCCCCGUACUCGACGUGGACGAGCUCACGUGCGACCUCCGUCUCCUGCAGCGCGCGCACUACGUGCUGGCCUACCUCAUCCACUUCUAUGUGCACUCUAUCCCGGACGGCGAGCUUGAGCCUGGCGCGCCCAUUACCAUCCCCCGGCCCCUCGCCGCUCCGAUUACGGCCGUGGCGCAACACCUGAGGAUGGCGCCGGUCCUCACCUAUGCCGACACCAUACUCUGGAACGUGGAGAAAAUCAACGAGGACGGCCCGCUGACGAUGGACAACCUGCGCACCGAGACUCUAUUCUCGGGCACAGAGGACGAGUCCGCGUUCUACAUGUCCCAGGUCCGCUGCGAACUGCGUGGCGCCGAGCUGCUGGGCAUCAUGGCCGACAUUGCGAACCUGCCGCCCUUGCGCGCGAGGGACGCGGCGAUGGUAGCGGAGGUGGAGGGCGCCCUUCGGCGGCUGUCGGGAGAUAUUGACGAGCUCACCGAGGUCAUGAAGGGCAUUCGCCCGACGUGCGACCCGCAUGUCUUCUACUGGCAAAUUCGGCCAUGGUUCGUUGGUAGCAGCGAAGAGCAUCCCUGGGUCUUCGAGGGCGCAGACGCCGGCGACGACCUUCUUGGUCCCUCUGGCGGCCAGAGCUCGCUCAUGCACGCCAUCGACGUCUUCCUCAGCAUCGACCACGAGCUGCGCUACUCACGCACCCCCGCACCCACCGCCGAAAACCGCAAAGCGGACACGGGCUUCAUGCGGCGCAUGUGGCGCUACAUGCCCGGGGCGCACCGAGACUUCCUGGAGCACCUCGAGCAGGCUCCUUUCCGUGUGCGGGACCUCGCUGAGGAGACUCCAGUGUUGAGGGAUGCGUAUGACGAUGCGGUGGCGGCUUUGAAGCGCCUGCGCGAUAACCAUAUGCGCAUAGCGGUGCUGUAUGUCGUUUCGGCGGGCAGGUCAUUGCCGCCUGGUUGCCCACUGUCCGCCAUGGCCAGAGCGAUGGAGAAGAAGGGGCCGUCCGGGGGUCGAUCGAAGGGCACUGGUGGGAGCGAAGUGUCCGCAUUGCUGAAGGCCGGUAGAGAUGCGACAAGGAGGGCGAUGCUAAAGGACAGCCUGUAGUAUGCAACCUUCAUUGUUGUAGUCGUUCUUGGAUUUCAUGCUGCAUGC
This is a messenger RNA of Schizophyllum commune H4-8, 1408 nucleotides long. Its product is annotated as Indoleamine 2,3-dioxygenase. The record is from RefSeq and is a predicted model, not a curated record. The transcript has 2 exons. Gene Ontology annotation, biological process: 'de novo' NAD+ biosynthetic process from L-tryptophan. NCBI's taxonomy places the organism in Eukaryota, Fungi, Basidiomycota, Agaricomycetes, Agaricales, Schizophyllaceae. The annotation marks the transcript as partial. Gene Ontology annotation, molecular function: metal ion binding; heme binding; indoleamine 2,3-dioxygenase activity. Gene Ontology annotation, cellular component: cytoplasm.